Giardia duodenalis is the source of this 3282-nucleotide messenger RNA. RefSeq names its product Neurogenic locus notch-like protein. Bases 1 to 3282 code for a protein of 1093 amino acids. Lineage: Eukaryota; Fornicata; Diplomonadida; Hexamitidae. The transcript has a single exon. The record is from RefSeq and is a predicted model, not a curated record.
AUGAAGUUUUUUAAGACAGCGUGCUGCCUAGUUGGCUUUCUUGCAAGUGUCUCAACAGACGCGCAUCCGGAUGAGGUAGCAUCAACUGGCAAAACUCAUUAUUUUAAGAAGUCCCUUUCGAAGCCUUUAUUGAGAACAUCCUUUGAUAUUAAAGAGUCCAAUCGCUGCAAAUGGAAUGAGGUCUAUGUGCACGAAAAGUGUGUACCUCGCGAGUGUGUCUAUGAAGGUGUUGAAUGUAAUAGCCGCGGAGUUUGUCAGCAAGGGCACGGAGAUAGUUAUCGCUGUCACUGUGAUGAUGACAUGCAUUAUCUUCCUGACUGGGGGUGUGUUCCCACUCCUUGCAUCGGCGACACCCCUAUACCAUGUCAGGGUGGUAUCUGUUCAGAGGUUCUUGCGGGUCUCUAUGCAUGUGAAUGCCUUCCGGGGAUGGUUUUUGCAGGGUACUGCGCUAUUCCGACGUGUAUACAGCAUCCAGAGCAAGGGGUCUGCUCUAGAGUUGGCGUCUGUGCAGAUACCUGCCAAUGCCCGCCUUUGCAUGCAGGAGACUAUUGUGAGAUGUGCACAAAUGACGCGCAGAUGGUGGGAGGGAAGUGUAUUUCUCACGCAUGCAUCGAUACAUCUGGCUUGGUCUGCAGUGGUCGAGGCAUCUGUGCUGGUGUCAAUCCCAAUUUCUAUUGUGCUUGUAACGAAAAUUACAUAGCCAUAAACUCAUCGACUUGCGUACAUCGAAACUGCAUAGAUGCAAGUUAUGAGCCCCUUGUUUGUCAUGGACAUGGAGAAUGUAUAGACAACAGAUGCUCUUGUGAUGACCAGUGGUGGGGAUCUUUUUGUGAGCGUCCUGCCGAACCAUGUAUGCCAACCGAAGUCUUUGUGGACGGGAGUUGCUUUCCUAGGUCCUGUGUGGUUGAAAACAGCAUCUGUAAUACGCACGGCGAUUGUAUUGGUGGAGUGUGCCACUGUUACACCUACGCUUCCGCCCAUUCUACGUUAUUAUGCUAUCCAACAACUUGCCUAUUUGACAGAAACGGGUAUAUGGUUCCAUGCCCCCAUGGACAAUGCACGUAUGAGAGCCAAAUGCUAGGAUAUCAAUGUAGAUGCUAUAAUGGUUAUGUAAAGAUAGACAAAGAAUGUCAGCCUUCCUAUUGUGUCUCAGAUAUUUAUCAAUCUAAAGCAUCCUUGUGUGGCGGCGUUGGCUUCUGUGAUCUAGACCAUGGAUGUCUUUGUCCUCAAUCCAUUACUGGCCGGUACUGUACUCUAACUACUUUCGCCACUACCUUAUCACGUCAGUUUCCUCGUCUUAAUAUCUUUGCAUUAUGUGAGGACGGGUUUUUGCUCAUUAAUGGGUCAUGUGUUUCGAAAGCCUGUUUAACAGGAGAAAAGGAAGUAUGCUAUGGAGACCGCGGAUACUGUGUUCAUACACAAAGGUAUGGCUGGGGGUGUCGGUGCUACAGUCACUAUACAGGCCCCACCUGCUCUGUGUGCUCUUCUAAGGGGGUUAUGAUAAAUGGUCAGUGCAUUCCGGCAUUAUGUACUGUUUUGCUAUCGUCUGGAGAUUAUGUUGAAUGUGGAGGCCAUGGUGUUUGUAAUAUUUCCACUCAACCCAAUGACUCUUCAGAUCCUAUGGAAGUCAUCGUCUGUGUUUGCGAUGAUUUAUCAUAUCCAAUAGAGAAAACAUGUAUUUCUAAAACCUGCAUAACGACUAGCCCAUUCCUAAAGAGCGACUUUAGAAUCAUAUGCUCUGGCCAUGGCGUGUGUGAGAUUGAUAGUUGCCUUUGUUUUGGCGAAUACACAGGGCCAGAGUGCUCGUACAGAAAUGAUCUUAUUUGCGUCGACGGAUACCAACCCAUUGAUGGUAAGUGCGUGCCGUCAGAAUGUGUUUACAUAGAUACGAUUUGUGGCGGUCACGGGGAAUGCAUCUCAUUUGAAUCCGGGUCCAACUCAUGUAAGUGUUAUGAGGGCUUUUCUUUGACCAGUAUCUACGGUUGUCAGCCUACCGUUUGCGUUAAUUCCGAGGGGCUUCUGUGCAAGGACGGCACAUGCGUUCAAAUAUCCCCAAAUGCUUAUGAGUGCCAAUGUCAGGAGGAAUAUGCAGCAUCUCAUGGAGAAUGCCAUCCCCGUGAGUGUGUUGAUUGGAAUGGAAAUCUUUGCAACACAGAUCGCGGUCGCUGCAUCUAUGAUACACGCUUUUCUAGCUUCAGAUGCGAGUGCUUAGAUGGAUAUAGCGGUGUCUUCUGUGCACAGUGCUCUAACUAUGCUGUACGCAUCAACGGCGUCUGUGUGCCACCACAAUGUUAUAUAGAUGAUGGGAACAAUGUACAUAUUUGCGGAGGAUUUGGUACGUGCAUUUAUCAAUACAAGAAGGCGAGCUAUUGCGUGUGCGAUGAUGGAGCAGCAGUUCAGGCCAAUGGGCAGUGUGCGUCCUGGGCAUGUGUUCAGCCAGGAUUGGUAACCAAUAUGGCUUGUUCGGGCUUCGGUAUUUGCGCUAAUGAGCGCUGUAUAUGUAACUCAAUCUUCUAUGGAACAUAUUGCGAGAAAGUUCAACCAAAUUGCGGUCCUGCACAGAUCUUCAUUAAAAGUAAGGAGGAAUGCAUUCCUCUGGUCUGUGUAUCAAACGAAACCAUAUGCAAUGAUCACGGAGAGUGCAUAAGGGGAGAAACGACCAAUGGGGUCGUUCGUGCCUUUUGUCAGUGUUCACCUGGAUAUGCUCUUUACAAUAACACGUUAUGCGUGCCACCUGGAUGCAUCAUACAUGGAGAACUAUGUCCUGAUGGUCACUGCACCAAUGACCUAAUAGCACCCUGCAUCUGCGACGAUAAUUACACAUGGACAGGGGUAGAGUGUACACCUAAUAUAUGCUUGAAUGGAAAGGACAUGUAUGGCAAAUACAUCAUCUGCUCAGCCCGAGGGAGCUGUGACAGCAAACAAGGAUGUAAUUGUCUGUCUAUAUAUGAAGGAAAGCUAUGCGAAGAGUGUGGGCGUCAGGGCUUAGUCAUUAACGGCACAUGUUUUCCGAGCCAUUGUGUGCAAGUAAGCAAUGGUACCUAUACUAUAUGUAAUAAUUAUGGAAGCUGUGAAAGAUCUUUCCUCGGAAAUAGUGAGGAUACUUACCGUUGUGCAUGCAGAUUGCCAAGUGUAGACAUAAAGGAUGGAGGAUGCUACUCUCCUCUAUGUAUUCCAGACCCGAUAUCUCGCCUGGUUUGCAAUGGACACGGGUUCUGUGAUGGAGGACACUGUAUUUGUCAAAAGGGAUAUAAGGGGAGGCGCUGCGAGCAUAAGUCAUAG